Molecule: messenger RNA, 817 nt
Organism: Zingiber officinale
Lineage: Eukaryota; Viridiplantae; Streptophyta; Magnoliopsida; Zingiberales; Zingiberaceae
Product: mini zinc finger protein 2-like
Exons: 1
Coding region: 444-746 (100 amino acids)
Biological process (GO): regulation of developmental process; regulation of DNA-templated transcription
Cellular component (GO): nucleus
Molecular function (GO): DNA-binding transcription factor activity; transcription cis-regulatory region binding
Source: RefSeq, a predicted model, not a curated record
CGUCGAGGGAUGGGAAACAGGGGCAGAGCUGGGAGGCCCUGUUGGAGGAGAUUACAGAGACAGAGAUGAGAAAGAGAAAAGGCAUGGGAGGGCCUCCCACUUCACGGCUGCUUUGCUUUGCUCGCUCAGUCCAUAAGUCGAUGUUGCUUGGUCGGUUGAUGGGUUCGAGCCACUGGCAGCGGCCGCGGCAGUAGCAGCAGCACCACCACCAAGUGGGGGCGGAGCAAAAGGUACGGCCUCUCCCUACCGCCUCAGGGAGGGAGGGGCUGGUCCAGCCUGAGGUGGAAGCGGUUGGACCAUCAAUUCGGCUCAUGUGCGCCGUGCCACAGCCGGUCCAGGCGUUGGGCCGGCGAGGAAUUGGACAGCGCCAACGCACUACGCAGGCGGUGGUAUAUAUAAUGCCGAGGGUUUAGGGUUUAGGGACGCUCUUAAUUACUUGGUGCAUGAUGAAGAGGCAUCUGGUGGUGCUGAGGAGGUACGAGCCGGUGGGGAGAGUCCACGGAGGGGGGAGGAAGCAGGGGGAGGUGAGGUACGCGGAGUGCAGGAAGAACCACGCCGCCGCCACCGGCGGGUACGCCGUCGACGGAUGCGCAGAGUUCAUCGCCGCCGUCGGGGAUGGAGGGGAAGGAGCGCUGCAGUGCGCAGUCUGCGGCUGCCACCGGAGCUUCCACCGGAGGGUGGUGGUCGACGUCCAGCCCCCGGCGGCGGAGGACGGCGACUGCGCGAGCUCACGCGCUCUGCAGUAGCCGUUAAUUAAUUUACUGCUAUUAUUUAUUAUUCUCAUUAUUGUUUGGAAGGUUUGUGUAUGUGAUGGUGA